Messenger RNA from Linum trigynum, 5224 nucleotides. The record is from the annotation of a GenBank genome assembly. NCBI's taxonomy places the organism in Eukaryota, Viridiplantae, Streptophyta, Magnoliopsida, Malpighiales, Linaceae.
UGGGAGGAAAAGAUGUAUGUAACAUGGAGGGAGGAAGAAUGAAGCUCAAGAGAUUGGAAAAAUAGAGAGGAAGAAAGGAGUUGAUGCUUCUAUUUCUUAGGUGUGAAGUGGAAAAAGAGAAGUGAAUGCAUAAUGAAGGAUCUAUCUAGUAUCUAAAAAUAAAAAUAAAAACCAACUUUCCCUCCCUAAUACCCUAUAGCUAUUAUGAGGCCUUGGUCUCGCAAUCUACGACGACGUGCCUCCGCAUUCCAGACAUAUGGGCUUCUUAAUGGGAUGAUCGACGACUAUAUAAGACCUCGAUUGAAAAUGGUAAGGUGCUCAUCGCUCCUCGUAUGCUCAUUUUCUCCUUCCCUGUACAAUUUAAUUCACCACUAAGAUUUUCAAUGUCUGUUGAAAUUAUAGUAAUCUACAAUCAUGAGAUAAUUUUUGUUGGUGAAGGUAUGGUUGGGCUUAGUCUACUGCGGAGGAUCCAUGGUAUAACGCCUUAGUUGGUCAGCCUUUGACACUUCCCUACGACUUACCCAAUUCAUCUUCUCUAACUCCGACAGUCGUAAGCGUGUUCAUCGUGUGUCUCCUUGGAUCUUGCAUAGAUUCUUGAUUGAGAUGCUUUCUUGAUGCUCGCCUUCUACUGAAAAUGUUGCUUCUCUAUGCCGAGUUCCAUUUUGGAUUCAAUUACGAAAGGUUCUAACAGAGGGUCAUACGAUUAUGAUGGCUAGAUGCUUGAGUGUUGCUCUGGGCACAAAGAGGACACGUUGGCAAAAAGAGAGAGGGUGUUUACCUUCAUGCUUGAGUGGUGAUGAAUGUCACUCUACCUCUCCCAAUAUUUUGUAAAUGCCUCUCACGAGAACCUUAGUAAAGGUUCCUUCAAAGCUCUUGUGCUAUUUGAAAAUUUACCCUUUUAUGUUUCUGUUGUGGCAUGGUGGGAUACACGAGCCUCUCGGUGUGUUAUGACUACUGAUUUCAUUGGGAAGAACCUGUCGUAUGUGAAGAGUCUCCUAUCUUAUGAUAUGGUCCAUAGGUAGAUGAAGGCACCCUCCAAAGGAACUACUCAGCUCACACAAAAUGGACUUCUGUUUAGGCAUCCACCUCAAGAACUAUUUGGCAUGGACAUUUUCAUCCACCUAAAAAUGUAGUUCUUCAAAAAUUAUGAGAAUUCAAAAAAAUAAAAAUUCAUGACAUUCGGAUUGCGGAGCACAAAGUUAUAGUCUUUAAAAGUUUGCCGAAAUCGAAAAUUGCUCGUUCGGGGUAGCAAACGACAUUUUUUUGGGGAUGAAGGCUCGUUGCGGAUCGAAAGAUCUUGCAAAGUUAUGUGGAAUAAAAAAAAAAUCGCUACAAUCGGAUAACCGAGCGCAAAGUUAUGAUCUUUUGAAGUUUCAGUGUUAGGUUAGGCAUUCACCGCGACCAUCAAUCGAGGUGAUGCAUUCACCGCUUUCGUCUGCCAUGCAUUCACUGCGGUUGACGACCGCAAUGGUGCCCAAACAUGUGUAUUUUGGUAAUUUUUAAAAAAAUAUGUGCAUCCCAAUUUACUGCCGUUAACGACAGCAGUGAUGCUAAACACGUGUAUUUUGGAAAAUUUUUAUAAAAUGUGUGUAUUUUGGUUUUUUUUUUAAAUAGGUGUAUUUUGGGAUUUCUACCUAUCAAUGCGCCGAUUCCCCUGUAAAAAAAAAAAAGCGCCGAUUCCCCUCUAGCUCUACUGUUCAGAAUUUGAAGCGAAGCAACCAAUUUCACUCCACUGUCCUCCCCGCCCAUCAUCUCCUUCACCAAUCACAUUCCUAUUCUCCUUACCAAUAAACCAAGCAAUUUCCCUGUCUCAAACGCAAAAUCCUUAACUACCCCUCCAAUUCCACAAUCUUAAGUUGCUCGCAAGCGUAGAAGUUGAAAAAAUACUGCCCGAUGUUUCUCCGAGAAAUCUAGGGUUUUGUACUUACUGCCGGUGGUGUUCCCUUUCUGUGCCUCCUUUCAGCUCAGGUAUUCACUAGCCCCCUCCCUUGUUCCUGCAUGGAAGUAAGGUACUUGCAGAAACCAACUGCAUCUUCCAUAAAUUGCUCUCGUUUCAUCUGUUUUAUUCCUAGUUUUUUCAUUGUGAAUUCCUAGAUCGGCAAGAGGAAUUAGGCGGAAUUCAUUGUUGUUUUCCUUUUCCGAAAUAGCUUUGUCCGAAACCAUGUGAAGAAAUUAAGUUGAGCUGUGUUGUUUCUUUGUUUCCUUGUCUGAAUGUUCGUUUGUUCUUAGUACCAUUUGUUUUAAACCGAUAUUCAAUUAGGUUCGUAACUGGGGAAGCUAUUAGGUCAUGUUUCGCGUAGUCCUUCGUGUAAUGAGAUUAUGAACGUUCUUAGUUGAUUCGUGUGAUUCAGAGUUAAGUAAAUGAUACAUUUAGAGCAACCCAUACUUCGUUUAGCCAGGGUUCUUUUCGGAUUACCCAUUUAGUCAGAUUGGCUCUCUCAUCUCCCCUUCUAUGAAAAAUGGUUGCUUUCUUGCUUUCUUGUGCUAGUCUGCUGAUCUGUUCAAACAUUUAAUUGAUUCUCUUGCAUUUUGUUUCUUUUAUCGUCAGUACCCAUCGUUAGAAGAUUUGUGUUCUGUUUUGGGUUCUUGUUGAUUAAGGUGUGAUGGUUGCCUUUUUCUGUCUUGCUUCUAUUUCUUUGUUAGUCUGUAACAUAAUGAGAAGAAACUUUAGCCGUUUCUGUAUUCAGCUUAUUCUUCCAUCUAUGGUCCCCCUUCUUUUUUGCUCUUAUUAGAAUGUCCUUGGGUUGAAAAGCUUGCUGUAUUGGUAGGAAAACUGUUGUAUCGUGAAAAUAAAUUGUUGAGAACUUCUGCACUAUUAUAAUUAAGUCAAUUCCUGCCUAGGAUAAAUUUUAAUUAUAAUUCUGUGUGUUGCAGUUUAUUGCUUGUUGCAUACUCUAUUAAUGAUGUGGGUUGGUGUUUAUGUCCAGGAUUACUUCGAGAUGGCUUUUGCAUCGCAAGCUCACCAAAUAUCCUUGAAGCUGUGGCCUCCAAGUCAGAGUACGAGGUUAACACUCAUUGAGCGAAUGGCGAAGAAUCUUACUACACCAUCCACGAUUUCGAGAAAGUAUGGCCUGUUGAGCAAAGAAGAAGCUGAGGUGGAUGCCAAGCAAAUAGAACAACUGGCAUUUGAUGUUGCAAGCCAGCACCAUCAGAAAGAAGCCGACGGUGAUGGAAGUUCUGCAGUGCUACUGUAUGCCAAGGAAUCUAGCAAGCUUAUGCUGGAGGUUCUUAAACGUGGUCCUAGAGUGACGGAGGAAGGAGCAGAUAUAUCUACUGAAAAUGGUAGAGCUCCCCAAGGAAGUGUUUUCGAUAUCUCCGGUGGUGAAAGGGCAUUUAUUGAAGCCAAGGAGGCUGAGGAUCUUCUCAGACCGCUUAGUGAACCAGGAAAUUCAUUUAAUAGAAUAUGUUUCAGCAACAGAAGUUUCGGCUUGGAAGCAGCCCUUGUGGCAAACCCCAUAUUGUCAUCCAUGAAGCACCAAUUAACAGAAGUGGACUUAUCAGAUUUUGUUGCGGGAAGGCCAGAGGCUGAAGCACUUCAAGUGAUGAAUAUUUUCUCAUCAGCACUUGAAGGGUGUAAUUUGAGGUAUCUGGAUCUUUCAAACAAUGCUCUGGGGGAAAAGGGUAUCAGGGCAUUUGCGGCGCUCAUUAAGUCGCAGCACAAUCUGGAGGGGCUUUAUUUGAUAAAUGAUGGCAUCUCCGAAGAAGCGGCGGUAGCAGUUUCUGAGUUACUUCCUUCCACUGAGAAGCUGAAGGUGCUUCAGUUUCACAACAACAUGACUGGAGAUUUAGGUGCUCUAGCUAUUGCCAAGAUUGUGAAACGUUCUCUUCUAUUGGAAGAUUUUAAAUGCUCUUCAACAAGGGUGGAUGCAGAAGGUGGUGUUGCUCUAGCUGAAGCUCUUGCGACAUGUACUUGUAUGAAGAAGCUUGAUCUUCGUGACAACAUGUUUGGUGUAGAAGCUGGAGUUGCUCUUAGCAAAGCUCUAUUGGCUCUCACCGGGCUUACUGAGGUUUACCUGAAUUAUCUUAACUUAGAGGAUGAGGGCACAGAAGCGAUUGCCAAUGCACUGAAAGAAUCUGCACCUUCUCUUGAAGUUCUGGAUAUGGCUGGCAACGACAUUACUGCAAAAGGUGCUUCUUCCUUGGCAGGAUGUAUCUUGGCUAAGCAGUUUCUCACCAAGUUAAACCUAGCCGAGAAUGAGCUGAAGGAUGAAGGUGCUAUCUUGAUUGCUAAGGCUAUAGAAACAGGGCAUGGCCAGUUGAACGAAGUCGAUAUAAGCACAAAUGCAAUUAGAAGAGCUGGAGCAAGAUUAUUGGCACAGGCUGUGGUGAAUAAGCCUGGAUUUAAGUUGCUCAAUUUGAAUGGUAAUUUCAUAUCCGAUGAAGGGAUUGAUGAAGUGAAGAAGAUAUUCAAGAGUUUGCCAACAGUUCUUGGCCCCUUGGAUGAGAAUGAUCCUGAAGGUGAAGAUUUUCGUGAGGAUGGCGAUGAUGGCGAUGAGGAUGAUGAACUGGAGUCAAGGCUCAAGGGGUUGGAGAUCAAGAAUGAUGUGUGAUAUUGGACUUUCAUUUCGAAAAAUGCAUCUAGCUAGGUAACCUUCUCUAAAAUCUUCUUUUGAGAACCCCUUCUCUUUUGUUUAGGCUUGUCCAGCUGCAUUACCUCAAUGUAGAAGCUUUCUUUAACUGCUGCAGCUUAGGUCUCAAUGGAAGUGUGAAUGUAUUCUAUCCAGGAGUGGACAUCUGAACGUUUGAGCAGUACAGCCUGUAUUCGCCUUGGUAUUUUUUGUAUGAUUAUGGUAUUCAGUAAUCAAUGUUGUACUCUACUAUGUUUCUUUGUCCAGAAUUCUGUGUUGGUUUUUCGUAAGGCUCUAUGUACUCUGUGAUUUGCCGUCAAAUUUUGAAGUUCUAACAAUUCGUAGCAACAUACUGCUUUAUUUUCGUAUUUCCACUACAAACUGGGACUCUUCAACCAAUGCAUAUUAGGCUUCCGUUAUUACUUAUUAUCAUAAUAUCAGCUCUGGUUGUUCAGACACAGACAUGGAUGUGCUGAAAGUGUGUUUGGCUGACUGAUUUCCUAAUUCAUGGAUUUUGAGUAGCAGAUGGGUUUGGGGACUAGAUUCAGGAAAGGUGGACUUUGAAUCCCAUUUAUUUGGUGGAUAUGUGGAUUGUGUAAUGGUUCCUGUAAUUACUAACUACAUGGGAAGCAUCAAAAGAAAUUGCUUUACAUAUG